Lolium perenne is the source of this 2762-nucleotide messenger RNA. RefSeq lists its product as uncharacterized. NCBI's taxonomy places the organism in Eukaryota, Viridiplantae, Streptophyta, Magnoliopsida, Poales, Poaceae. The record is from RefSeq and is a predicted model, not a curated record. Gene Ontology annotation, molecular function: nucleic acid binding.
CCUUUUGGAUUUCAAGAUUUCUUUGUUUGAAAAUGCAGACAACAAGAGAAACUUGUUAAGAGCAUGAUACAAGACAUGUCUAGCCUCCAAUAUGAUGAGGAGAUUGUACUUUCGAAUGACUUAAUGAGGCAACUAAUUGCUGGCGACAAUUUACGGGAGCUGGUUUCCAAAAGGAGAAAAAUGCCAAUUACAACAGUGGAUGUGUGGAAAGAUAACCGGAUGCGCCAAAAUGACAUAUUCUCUAAACCUUUGGUACACGAAAUGUGUACUGGCCUACAGAAUGUAUACAAGAUUGAAUUUCCUCGGAUGAUUGUCUCUCAGCAAAUGAGACCUAUGAAGCUUGAUUUGAACUCGACUCCAGCAGCUGGUGUGCUUGAUCUGGACUUGACUCCAGAAGAUGAUGGUUUGCUUAAUCUGAACUCUAGUCCACCACAAGAUGAGCCGAUUCAAGAUCAGCAUGGAGGCCUAAGUGGUGUACCUGAUCCGAACUCUAGUGCAACACACAAUGAGCCGAUUCAAGAUCAGCAUGGAGGCCUAAGUGGUGUACCUGAUCCGAACUCUAGUGCAACACACAAUGAGCCGAUUCAAGAUCAGCAUGGAGGCCUAAGUGGUCUACCUGGUGGAGUACCCCGAGAGAUUCAAAAAAAUCUGACAAGUCAGGAGAGAUAUGGUGUCUACUUUGCUCUAAAAGUAAUCGAGCGCAAAGAUGGAAAGUUCACAACUUGCGACAAAGAACUUGUCGCAAGCAUGUUGCACACAAGUGUACGGUCAAUUGAGUGAGUCUGGAAAACAGCCCAAGAGCAGCUUGAACAAGGACUACCAAUCUCCAGCAAGAAGAAAGGCAAAUGUGGCGGUAAAAGGAAAGAUUUGGAUCUAUCGAGAACAUCAACAAUCCCAUUAAACAGAAGGAGAACUAUUCGAUCUCUUGCAAAAUCUCUGGGUGUUAGCCGCUCAACAUUGCAUAGAAGGUUUAGGUUGGGUGAGCUAAAGCGCGUCAGUAACACCCUGAAGCCAUCGAUGACAGAAGCUAACAAAAUACAGAGGCUACAACAUUGCCUUUCUAUGCUCGAUGAGAACUCACCAUGUAGGUUCAAGGAUAUGGACAACUUUGUCCAUAUUGACGAAAAAUGGUUCGACAUGACUAAAGUGAACAACUCGUACUACCUACUCCCAGAAGAGCCAAAACCAUUGCGCACAGUGAAAAAUAAGAAUAGCAUAGGAAAGGUGAUGUUCCUUGCGGCAGUUGCCAAGCCAAGGUAUGGUGAAGGAGGGGUAGUCACAUUUGAUGGCAAAAUUGGGACAUGGGCAUUUGUGAAGGAGACCCCAGCUCCUAAGAAGAGUAAACUUAGACCUAAAGGAACACUUGAGCUAAAAAAUGUGAAAGUUACCCGAGAUGUCAUGAGACAAUACAUGUGCAAUCUAGUGAUUCCAGCCAUCCAAGACAAAUGGCCCGAUGAGGAUGAGGGAACAACAAUCUUCAUUCAACAAGAUAAUGCGAAACCUCACCUCCUCCCUCAUGAUGAUGGUUUCCGACAGGCAGUAGCACAGACUGACCUAGACAUUCAGUUGAUCCAACAACCUCCGAACAGCCCGGACUUAAAUGUUCUUGACCUAGCCUUGUUCAGGUCUCUACAAUCCCUUACUGAUACGAGAGCACCUAAGAAUAUAAAGGAACUGAUUGAGGGUGUGGAAGAAGAAUACAAUAAUUAUGAGGUCAACAAACUGAGUAGAAGCUUCUUUACUCUCAAGACAGUUAUGAUUCAGAUAAUGCGGGUAGAAGGAGGGGUAGAAUAUGAUAUCCCGCACAAUUAUAAGGACCUCCUCGAGGCAGAAGGAAGGCUAGAAGAGGUAAUGGAUGAUCUCUGUGUCCCGACGAACAUACUUACAGAAACCAAAACUAUUAUACUCCGGUACAUCAAGCAACAAGAAGAACUAGCAAGAGAAGCAAGUGCCAAGCAAGCAGCCGAAGAAGCAAGCAACCAAGCGGCAAGAGAAGCACAUGAAGCAAGCAAGAAACAAGAGGAGCAAGUGGCAAGAGAAGCAUGCAAAGCAAGGAAGAAACAAGAGAGGCAAGCGGCAAGAGAAGCACGCAAAGCAAGGAAGAAACAAGAGGAGCAAGCGGCAAGAGAAGCACUCAAAGCAAGGAAGAAACAAGAGGAGCAAGCGGCAAGAGAAGCCCUCAAAGCAAGGAAGAAACAAGAGGAGCAAGCGGCAAGAGAAGCACUCAAAGCAAGGAAGAAACAAGAGGAGCAAGCGGAAAGAGAAGCACUCAAAGCAAGGAAGAAACAAGAGGAGCAAGCGGCAAGAGAAGCACUCAAAGCAAGGAAGCAACAAGAGGAGCAAGCGGCAAGAGAAGAACGCCAAGCACGGAAGAAACAAGAGGAGGAAGCGGCAAGAGAAGAACGCAAAGCACGGAAGAAACAAGAGGAGCAAGCGGCAAGAGAAGAACGCCAAGCACGGAAGAAACAAGAGGAGGAAGCGGCAAGAGAAGAACGCAAAGCACGGAAGAAACAAGAGGAGCAAGCGGCAAGAGAAGAACGCCAAGCACGGAAGAAACAAGAGGAGCAAGCGGCAAGAGAAGAACGUGAAGCAAGGAAGAAAAGAAAGCGACAAGAGAAGCUAGAAGCAAGAGAAGAAAACGAUGCAAGCAACAACAAGAAAGCAAGCGAAUCAGAUGUAUAGACAUCAAUUGUUAUAGCCAUGGUUAUAGCCAUGUUAUAGAACAAGAUACAAAUGUUAAUAUCUACACACAAGAGUCACUU